AAACCAUGCUGCCUGAAGCCUUUAACAGCAUUUCUCCUUCUGUCUUCUGGAUCUUCUUUCCUCACUUCUCACUCAGAGAGGGAUAAACCGAAGACAGAGACAGAGAGAGGCCAGGAGAGAGAGAGGACAUGGCCGGGCCUCUCCUCUCUGCCCGCUUGUUUGUACUUGUGGAGCAAUUCUGUCUGCUAUAUCAUAUCCAUGCAGGGGCAUUUUAUAGUCACAAGUCAUUGCCCCAACAGCAUCAGCCUCUGCCACAGUUACCUCUUCUGUCACAUGGCAAUGAGGGGAUACCCCAACAAAUACCCCAAUACCAUUACCAUGGAAAGGAAAUGCAACACUUACCAUAUGGAAAUGAGAUGCCUUUGCUUCCACAGUAUGCAAAAGAACGUCCACAGGCACCCAUGCACAUGGGUAAACCUAUUGUGGGAAAAGGUGAAACCAUUCCAAGAGGAGAGAAAGGUCCUCCUGGUGAGCCUGGUCCAAAGGGAGUUCCAGGGCCUCAGGGCCCUCCAGGACUUCCUGGUCAUGGUAUCCCAGGACCUACAGGUAAACCUGGUCCUCAAGGUCCACCAGGACUCCCAGGAAUUGGAAAUCCAGGAAUGCCAGGUUUACCAGGGAAACCUGGAGGUAUAGGUUUACCAGGACCGAAGGGUGAGUUGGGACCAAUUGGUGGUGAAGGGCCAAUAGGAAUGCCAGGACCUCCAGGUCUUCCAGGGCCACAUGGCUUACCAGGUGUGUCAAAACCAGGUGCACAAGGAUUUCCAGGACAACCUGGACCUCGUGGAGAACCUGGACAAAAAGGCUUCCCUGGGAACCAUGGUCUCCCUGGGCCAAAAGGUGAGAAUGGGAUUGGCCUCCCAGGACUGCCAGGGGAAAAGGGACAUCCUGGACCUCCAGGACCACCAGGUCAAGUAGGACUACCAGGAGUUGGCAAACCAGGACUGAAUGGACUACCUGGGGCUCCUGGAGCCCAGGGUAAACCUGGUGCACCUGGAGAACCAGGACUGGCAGGAGUCCCAGGCGAGAGAGGACCACCAGGACCAUCAGGACUGCCAGGCUUUGGCAAACCUGGUUUGGAUGGCUUGCCAGGGAAACCAGGUAUUCCAGGUGGAAGGGGCGAGUCAGGUCCCUCUGGUUUACCUGGAGUCCCAGGCUUGCCUGGUUUUGGCAAACCUGGAUAUCCUGGCCCUAAAGGUGAAAAAGGGCAUGGGGGUUUACCUGGCCCCCAAGGCCCAAAAGGUGAAAAGGGUGAUGGUGGUCUUCCUGGAAUGACUGGACCACCAGGGCCAAGUGGCCUUCCAGGACCUCCAGGUCUCUUGGGACAACCUGGAGGUAUUGGUUUCCCUGGUCCAAAAGGAGAGGGUGGUGCAGUAGGACCUAAGGGACAACUUGGUCCAAAAGGUGAACCAGGGCCUCCAGGACUUCCAGGCAAGCCAGGAUUCCCAGGAGAAUUGGGACAACCAGGACUUAGAGGCUUACCAGGUCCCAUAGGACCUAAAGGUGAAAAUGGACAUAAUGGCUUACCUGGCCUACCUGGAGCCCCUGGAAAGCCUGGCGCAAAAGGAGAGGUUGGAUUCCCAGGAGAGAAAGGUCAUCCAGGGCCUAUGGGAAUCCCAGGAUUAAUGGGUCAAGCAGGACCAAUAGGCCCACCUGGUCUACCAGGCCCAAAAGGGGAAUAUGGACCACCAGGAUUCCCUGGAAUGCCAGGGGAGGGAAUAACUGGGCUUCCAGGCCCAACAGGCCCACCUGGUAUACCUGGAGCUGGUGGGCUGCCAGGUCAACCUGGAAUACCUGGUCCUCCUGGCCCACCUGGCCUACCAGGACCUCCUGCUGAAUCUCCAUUUAUUGGGCAAAUCCUUCCUGAGACAGAUCCUGGGAUAGAUGGGGCAAAAGGUAGUUACAAGAAAGAAAUGCCUGGAAGAGCCAGUAUUGGUAGUAUUGGCAUAGAGAUGCCUGCUUUUACAGCUCAGCUGACAACACCAUUUCCACCAGUUGGGCAACCUGUUGUCUUCAACAAGAUUUUAUAUAAUGGUAACCAGAAUUACAACUCUCAAACUGGCAUCUUCACUUGCAAAAUACCUGGAAUUUACUACUUUGCUUACCAUGUUCAUUGCAAAGGAAACAAUGUAUGGGUGGCAUUGUACAUGAACAAUGAGCCAGUUAUGUAUACAUAUGAUGAAUAUAAAAAAAGUUACCUGGAUCAGGCAUCAGGGAGUGCAGUGCUGCCCUUACAAGUUGGAGACACUGUUCAUAUCCAUUUACCAUCAGACCAAGCUGCAGGACUUUAUGCUGGUCCAUAUGUCCACUCAUCAUUUUCUGGAUAUUUGUUAUAUCCCAUUUGAAUUUGUGAAAAAACAUCACUCAUAUAAAACUAGUGCCACAUUUUUCUAGCAUAAACUGUAUGUGCCAUCAGUACAGAGUUACUUGUUAUGUUUGAAUAGAAAAGUUAAUUGACAAUUGAGUGACAUAGAUUAAUUGAGGUAAGGUUUAUAUCAUAUUGUGGUACAGUGGCAAAUGAAUAUAUAUUAAAAUAAUGUUAAAUGUAUGUUUUACACAUAAACAUACUUAAAUAAUUUGAAACAGUCGUACAUUAUCCAUUCAUUCAUAUGGCUAGCACUUUGCUAGAACUAUUAUCACAUUAUUUAUUUGCAUAUUUUUGUAUUUUUUGAUAGUGUAUUGAUUGUACAUAGAUGGGGUCACAUUUAUAUCAAUGUAAAAUGGUGUGAUUGUGAUAUACAGCACAAUAUAGAAUGUUCAGAUUGUUGGGUAUGCACUAUUUUUCUACUGUCUUAGUUUCUCAUUGUGCCAUCUCAAUGAACUUAACGAAAGUAUUUAAGUACACAAGUGUUAUGUUUUUUACAUUAAAUUGUUUUUUAGUGAUCUCAUUCAUUAAAAACGUCAGUAAAAUGCAAAUCGGAAAUGUCCUGAACCUUACAUUUAUGUGUUUUAUUCCCAACAGUUUUGAGUAGACUACAUCAGGUCAUUGUUUACCAAAACAAUUUCAAAGUACAAUUAGAAUAUAAAAAGACACUCUGUAAAGUUAAAUUCAAAUAGUCUUAGGAACCUCUCUGUAAUUUAUUUUUAGUUUUACUACUGAAUGGCUAAAUUUGCAUAUGUGUAAAAAAAGAUGGUGGGGCACAAAAAAGAAGGAAUUUAUUCUUUGUUAUUUUUGACAAUGGUGCUAAACUGUUAAAUAUACAGUAUA
Carassius gibelio (silver crucian carp) is the source of this 3205-nucleotide messenger RNA. Its product is annotated as collagen alpha-1(VIII) chain-like. The record is from RefSeq and is a predicted model, not a curated record. Gene Ontology annotation, molecular function: protein binding. The coding region runs from base 129 to 2342 and encodes 737 amino acids. NCBI's taxonomy places the organism in Eukaryota, Metazoa, Chordata, Actinopteri, Cypriniformes, Cyprinidae. The transcript has 3 exons.